UUUCGAUGCUGGAAGGUGCGAUAGGGCUGUGAGAAAGUCGCCCAUGCUCAACCAUAUAUUCAGCAGUCUUAGUGGCUAAUUAGUUGUUGGUUGUGUAGUUUGUUUUGGCAUUCCAUCGUAUCGGCUCUGAAUCUCCGUUUUGUGGUGUAUUAUAAUCGAUCAGUGGACAUUGUGUGUAGUUUGAAAGGGCUCUGUCAUGGCCAGUCGCGGUGGGGCCCAGAGGCCAAAUGGAUCAACGCAAGGAAAGGUCUGUCAAUUUAAACUUGUUCUUCUUGGUGAAUCUGCUGUUGGCAAAUCGAGUUUAGUCCUCAGGUUUGUUAAAGGGCAAUUCCACGAAUAUCAGGAAAGCACAAUAGGAGCUGCAUUUCUAACACAGACUGUUUGUCUGGAAGACACGACAGUGAAAUUUGAGAUAUGGGAUACAGCUGGUCAGGAGAGAUACCACAGUUUAGCACCCAUGUAUUACAGAGGUGCACAGGCUGCAAUUGUUGUUUAUGAUAUAACAAACCAGGAUACAUUUGCAAGAGCAAAAACGUGGGUGAAAGAGCUUCAGAGACAAGCAUCACCAAAUAUUGUGAUUGCUUUGGCUGGAAACAAGUCUGACCUUGCUAACAAGAGAGUGGUGGAACAUGACGAUGCGCAAGGAUAUGCAGAAGAAAAUGGCCUUUUGUUCAUGGAAACAUCUGCUAAGACUGCAAUGAAUGUGAAUGAGAUCUUCCUAGCAAUUGCCAAGAAACUUCCAAAGAAUGAGCAAGUAACAGGUGCAGGCACUAGUGGACAAGGGCGCAGACUUGUGGAGUCAGAAGGGCAGCAGAAAGCACCUGGAAAUUGCUGCAAGUGAUCCAUUCCACCUCUCACUUACAGUUUUUCAUCUUAUUCAAGUCAAGUUUGUUCCAUUGUUAGCUGGGAGGUGGUUAUCCAACUGGCUUCUCUAAUCCAGUCUGGUCAUCUGGCAUUUCUGUGGCUGGAAACAUUCCUGGCAGUCAGAACAGAGAACCAUCACAUGUGGAAAGGACUCCUAUUAUGAAUUGAUUCCCAUAAAAAAUAAAUGAACAUUGGCAGUUAUAGGUAAUGUGGAAGUGUACAUUUGUAAGAAUAUACUCUUCUCAAGCACUGUGAAUAUAAAAUGAACAGUUGCAAUGCUGUGCAAUUUGGAAAAAUGUUAAUACCAGUGUUGUCUGCUUGUAGGGUCUGUGUAGCAGUUGGUAUUUUCUAACAAAAUUGUUUCAGCUUGUAAGCAAAUGUUAAUACAUAUGUAUCUCAUUGGCCAUUGUGUUAUCUGAUUCAUCAGAUUGAUUAUACUUACUUGAAACCUAUUUUAUUAUGCAGAAAAUUGUAGUGCAGUUUUUAUGUGAAAGUAUCUUGGAUAAAUUAUUGCAAUCAUUUUUCUUAUAUAUCAGAAAUGAGUUUCUAACAUAUUUACUAUAUAUAUAUAUAUACAUAUAUUAUAAAGAAUAGAUAUCUACAGAUGAAAUUUAUUUAGAUGUACAAAUACUGUAUUGCCCUGGUGAAUGUAAAUUUUAUUCUGCCCUUUAAAUAAUUUAAAAGUAUCAAAAUGGUGGCUACAUAUAGAUUCCAGAGCUCAGUGUUAUACUAAAUGGUUUAAUGUUUAAACAUGCUGCUUCCUGUAAGUGCAGGAAGAAUGUUGUACAGAAUUAUGUGGAUAGCUUAUAUUUAUGAAGAAUGUUCAUAGUUGAUAUUGUAUAAACAAGUUGGCAGUUGAUUCUUUUGUCUGGCCAUAGAAAAAGCAUUUUAAGUUUAUUUAGAAUCUUAUUUGUACAUAAAUUGUGAACUUGGAAAAGUUACUGGGAGGGCAAUAAAGCUCUUUGUCUAAGUUGGUUGUUCUAAAACUUUCUUUGACCUGUCAUCCAUCAAACUUUGUUUGUAGGUGAUCUAACAUUCCUUACAUCAUCUUAAUGGAGAAACAGAAUGUGCUGUGAAAAUCCAUCCACUUGUCAGACCAGUAACAAAAUGUUGGUGUGGUUGAAAACUUACAGAAUUUGUAAAGUCAUUGCAUUACUACUUUUCAGAAUAUUAGUGUUCCCCAUCUGUGCUGGAUGAAUAUUAAAAAUAUGUACUACCCCAACAUAGUGACUGGAAAACAGGUCAUAUAAUCACUCCUCUCAUAGUGAAAUCUCUGAAAUAGUUUCAAAUUAUUCCUUAGGAAAUUUCAGUACUCGUCGUACUAGUAACCUUUUUAACAGACUUUAAUGGUCACAUACUGAUUUUUAUUUUUACACUUUUAAUGUGUGGAGGUGCAAUUGAACUUGUACUGUUCUGAUUCAUGAUGGCUUUUUGUAGUCAAUUUGAUUCUAUGUAAUUAAGUACUGGAUAUAAUUUGAUAGUAACUGUAACAUUCAUUGUGAUGCUACACAUAUACAAUACAUAUAUAUUUUUAAGAUCCAAUUAUCAGUUGUGUACAUAACUGUAAAAAUGUAUGACCUGUUUUUUCUCUUAUUAAAGAUACGUAUAUUCUAAA
Molecule: messenger RNA, 2479 nt
Organism: Schistocerca cancellata (South American locust)
Lineage: Eukaryota; Metazoa; Arthropoda; Insecta; Orthoptera; Acrididae
Gene: Rab5
Product: ras-related protein Rab-5C
Exons: 6
Coding region: 197-841 (214 amino acids)
Molecular function (GO): GTPase activity; GTP binding
Source: RefSeq, a predicted model, not a curated record